Auanema sp. JU1783 is the source of this 612-nucleotide messenger RNA. Lineage: Eukaryota; Metazoa; Nematoda; Chromadorea; Rhabditida; Rhabditidae. The record is from the annotation of a GenBank genome assembly.
AUGAGGGACAUUGGCAAACCUCCAGUUCGCGGGAAGACGUCGCCGUAUGGAUUUUUUGUGAAGAUGUGUUACGAGGAGCACAAGAAGAAGUACCCUAAUGAGAACGUCCAAGUUACCGAAAUUUCAAAGAAAUGCAGCGAAAAAUGGAAGGAAAUGUCUGAUGAUGAAAAAAGACGAUUCUAUGAACUCGCUCAGAAGGAUGCUGAGAGAUACCAAGCUGAGGUUGCCGCUUAUGGAGGAGAAGAUGCCAUGAGAAAACGAAAGAGAGCCAAGAAAGAUCCCAAUGCGCCCAAACGAGCUUUAUCUGCUUUCUUCUUCUUCUCACAGGACAGACGGCCUGAUGUGCAACAGCAACACCCAGAAUGGAAAGUGGGCCAGGUAGCCCAAGAGUUGGGUCGACUUUGGAAAUUAGUUUCUGUUGAAGAAAAAGACAUGUAUGAACGCAAGGCGUUGGCAGAUAAGGAAAGAUAUGCAGAGGAAAUGCGGGACUAUAAGUCCGCCAUUACAAAAAUCCCUGGUUUAGAUCACUUGGAAGAUGAACACAGCCAUUCAGGCAUGCAUGUUGUGCAUGUGGAUGAUAUGCAACAUGGUCAAAUUGUUGGCGCUAUCUGA